UGAGUGUAUGUAUUUGUGUAUGUAUUGUUUCUGCCUGCUUUGAGGUUAUUCACGUGCACGCGCAUGCAGUCUCCUCUCCUGUAGGUUUGCUCCAAUCGGUGAGAGCUGCAGCUACCGCGGGGGCGCGCCUCAGCUCUAUUCAGUCUUUUUAUUCCUACAUCGCGUGUAUUUCUAUAGUCAAUUUCUCUUAUCGCCACAAGAUAUACAUUCAUAUUUUAAACCGUGUAGAUAAUAAAAACGGGAGAUUACAGAGAGAUGUGUACUCCAGGAGAAAAAUACUCUGCUCACCCCGGGGGCUGCGCAGUGGCUAAAGUUGUCUAAGGCUGUGAUACCAACCAACUCCAUAAGUACCAUGAACAGCACUGCCUGGCCUUUAGACCUGGCAGAUUUUGCUAGGAGCCAGGCCUUCAACAGCACUCUCGGACAGACUCCUGUCAGCGGCUGGGCCUUGAUCCACACAGCAACCCUGGCCUCCUGCUCUCUUCUCCUUAUCAUUAUAUUCUGCCUGGGUUCGUAUGGAAACUUAGUGGUGUUCCUGUCUUUCUUUGACCCGGCAUUCCGCAAGUUCCGUACCAACUUUGACUUCAUGAUCUUGAACCUGUCCUUCUGUGACCUGUUCAUCUGCUGUGUAACUGCACCCAUGUUUGCUCUCAUCCUUUUCCUGGAUGUCGGGGACAGUGGAGGUGGUGUAUCAAAGGGCUUCUGCUUUGCCUUUCAUCUCACUAGCUCAGGUUUCAUCAUCAUGUCUUUGGAAACAGUGGCGGUCAUUGCCCUGCAUCGGUUGCGCAUGGUGCUGGGCCAGCAUCCAAACCAUGCCGCAUCCUUCCCAUGCACGUUGUCUCUCACUGCCCUACUUUGGACUUCUAGCUUCACCCUGGCAGCCUUGGUCACCUUAAGAGCCUAUCCCAGGGGUGCUGGUCCCUGCCUGCCUCACUUUGGCCUCACAGGGAACCAGGCAAAAGUGGUGUUGUAUGUGUAUCUUGCAGAUUUUGCUUUUUGUGUGGGUGUAGUGUCCAUGUCAUAUCUAAUGAUUGCAAAUGCAUUGCGAAAGAAUGCCCUGGUGCGGAAGUGUUCUGUUAUCAUGGUGGGUGCCACACGUCCCCCAGCUGCUCCACCGGCCUUCAUUGCUGCUGGAUUUGAAGGCAUACAGUGUGCUGUCCAGGUGCCCUCACUAUAUCGUAAUCAGACCUACAACAAGCUUCAACAUGUUCAGACACACCCAUUUACAAAGAGUAGCAGUCAGGCCCUGGUGCCCAGGACUGCCACACAUGCUACCUGCUGUCAGUUGGUUUCAAACCUGUCCACAGCCAAGGAUUCCAAGGCUGUAGUGACGUGUGUGGUCAUAGUCAUAUCUGUGCUUUUAUGCUGCCUUCCCAUGGGUGUGGCCUUGACACAGGAUGUUUUGUCACCAGAGAACAGCUUCGUACACUACCAGUUUGAGCUCUGUGGAUUUGCUCUGAUCUUUCUCAAGUCAGGCAUAAAUCCAUUUGUUUACUCCAGGAACAGUGCUGGCCUGCGACGCCGUGUGCUCUGCUUCCUCCAGUGGCUGGCAUUUAGCUCCUUCUGCUGCAAGCACAAGACCCGUUUGCAUGCCAUGGGCAAGGGAAACCUGGAGAUAAACCGCAAUAAGUCUUCACACCAUGAAACCAACUCAGCCUACAUGCUCUCACCAAAGCCACAGAGGAGGCUGGUGGACCAGGCAUGUGGGCCUAGCCACUCACGGGACAGCAUGCCCAGUGCUCGUGCCACAACAGAAUGCAAAUCCCAUCCUCCUAGCACCUCCACACCCAUCAACACUCGCAUAGAGCCCUACUAUAGCAUCUACAAUAGCAGUCCCUCAGCUGGACCCAGUUCUCCCAACAGCCUGAAUCCAGUAAAUUCUCAGACUGCAGGAUUUGCUAAGAGCUUCGUGGCAAUGCAUUAUCACAUCCACCAGGAGGCACUGCAGGACUUUGACAGUACCUCAGCCCAUCAGAUCCCCACACCCUCAGUAUGAAUGCUUUACCACUAUUAAGCAUGUUGGGAGCAAUAGAAUGGCAGUGUUUGCUUACAUGAUAUAUAAGAGAAUGUACAUUGUUCAUUUGUGGUUCUUCAGUGCUGGACUCGAGUGAGAGGCUGUGCAUAUUUAAUGAGAGUUUAUGCUAAUUCAGACUAUCCACAAAGUAUUAUUGAUGUUCCUUGACUUAAGGAUAUUCUAUUUUUACACCGGCAUGGAGUUUUUGAUAAGGUGGUGAAAGUGUCUUUUGAUUAAGAUCAAGUAUUUGUGAAAGCUAUACAUUUAAUGUCGUAUUAAAUGAUUUGCAAGUGUAUUUUUCCUAUGCUGACUUCAUUUUGAAGAAAUAAAUAUUUUCCAAGCAUGGGCAAGAUGGAGCACACUGUAGUUUCAUUGUGUGGAGCCCAUCAGAAUAAGGUGAAAUCAUGAAAAUGGUCAAUCUUCAUCAGUGCUGCAGAUUUGUUACACCCAAACAAACAAACAAAAAUGAAAAAUACAAUUAAACAUUUAGCAGCUUAUUUAAGAAAGUUUAGAAUAUUUUACAUUUUGUGUCAGUUUUAUGAUUAACUUGAGAGCUAGUCUGGAGAGCGAGACUCUUAAGUGUUUAGCUUCAGCCAGAAUGUCCAGAGAACCUAGAUACUACAAUAUAACAGUCAAAUCAUGCUAAUGUUCAUUAUAAAUUAAUGCCUGUUUUAAUCAGUUGUUUUUAUAUUGUAAUUUUUGCUCUCCCUUCAUUUUUUAUAGCAUGAUGUGCUGACCAAUUUAUCUAAUGUUCAGAUGAGUGACAAAUUAAAGGAAAAGCCUAGUAAGGUGUUAUGUCACUACAAGUCACUAGAACAACGUACACUGAUCAGGCAUAACAUUAUGACCCCUGACAGGUGAGGUGAAUAACGCUGAUGAUCUCAUCAUGGCACCUGUUAGUGGGUGGGAUAUAUUAGGCAGCAAGUGAACAUUUGGUCCUCAAAGUUGAUGUGUUAUAAGCUUAGAUUGUGAUGGCUAGACGACUGGAUCAGAGCAUCUCCAAAACUGCAGCUCUUGUGGGGUGUUCCCGGUCUGCAGUGGUCAGUAUCUAUCAAAAGUGGUCCAAGGAAGGAACAGUGGUGAACCGGAGACAGGGUCAUGGGCGGUCAAGACUCAUUGAUGCACGUGGGGAGAGAAGGCUGGCCCGUGUGAUCCGAUCCAACAGACGAGCUACUGUUGCUCAAAUUGCUGAAGAAGUUAAUGCUGGUUCUGAUAGAAAGAUAUCAGAAUACACAGUGCAGAACGGGUCAAGGUUGUUUUGGGUGCAAAAGGGGGACCAACACAAUAUUAGGCAGGUGGUCAUAAUGUUAUGCCUGAUCAGUGUAGAUGGUUACCUAGUUAACAAGGCAUAAAUUUCUAAAGGAAAUUAUUUAAUCUUGAGAAUGCGGGUAAAGAGUACCCACAUGUAAUUACAGAAUUUCUCAUAGGUAUUUAACAGGUAUUGUAAUCAGAAGAACUUUGAUGGGCAUUGAAUCCCUCUAAGAGGACAUGUAUAACCAAACCAUGCCACCUCUACACAGCCACCAGUUUUCCAUUUAAUUUGUCUGCAUCUGAUUUCACGAAAGAUUUUUUUUUAAAUCUGUUUGGUAUCCAGCAGUUUAUAUCAGACAUAAUACGACACUGAUAGAUCUACUGCCUUUCAACAUUUGUUUGCAGUCUUCACCAGCUGGAACGUCCAUGAGGUCUUUAUUUUAUUAAAGUCUGCACUAGGGCUCCUGCAGAAACACGGCCUGUAUCAUAAUGGAAGUCAACUUCAAUUCACCGUCAUAAACAUGUGUUUUUUAAACAGGGAGGACCACUGGGCAGUUUCACUAAAGCAGAGGAAACAAUUUUGUUUCUAGCUUAUCUAAAUUAUAUGAUCCAGUGAGCAUGUUUGUGUACAUGUAUACUUAACAUCAACUCAAAACUUUAUGAAUAUUAAAUCCUAUGCAAAUAAAUGAAUUAAUUAAUUUGCUCAAGUUUUCUUAAUGAAUUGGACAAUGGGAUUCCAUCCUAAAUCAUUAAUUAAAGCAUUUAAAGUUUACUGACUGCAUUUAUUUUGGUGUGUAUAUACACAAUGCACACCCUAAAUAUUUUCACACAUGCCCAAAGCACAAUCUUGUUUUUAAAUAAAGACAAAUGCUCACUAUAAUGUAUGACUGUAAGCGCCUGUGCCCACUUAAAUGUAGUAAUCAUACUGCCAUAAUCUCAUGGCAGGAUCAACAUGAAUCUUUGUAUGUGUUCAGAUGUAGUCUAAAAUAAAA
Hemibagrus wyckioides is the source of this 4257-nucleotide messenger RNA. RefSeq names its product G protein-coupled receptor 75 (gene gpr75). The record is from RefSeq and is a predicted model, not a curated record. The transcript is spliced from 2 exons. Bases 353 to 1996 code for a protein of 547 amino acids. Gene Ontology annotation, molecular function: C-C chemokine receptor activity. Gene Ontology annotation, cellular component: membrane. Gene Ontology annotation, biological process: G protein-coupled receptor signaling pathway. NCBI's taxonomy places the organism in Eukaryota, Metazoa, Chordata, Actinopteri, Siluriformes, Bagridae.